This is a messenger RNA of Lachancea nothofagi CBS 11611, 2832 nucleotides long. NCBI's taxonomy places the organism in Eukaryota, Fungi, Ascomycota, Saccharomycetes, Saccharomycetales, Saccharomycetaceae. The record is from the annotation of a GenBank genome assembly.
AUGUCAGUGGUGACAGCUGCCCCGCUAUUGGCGCUACUCAAAGAGAAAGACCAAGUUGCUCAGACGUACGCUCUAGAGUCAAUUAAUGGAAUUGUGGACCAACUUUGGUCUGAAGUCUCAAAUGAAAUAUCACAGAUAGAGGCACUCUAUGACGACAAUUCGUUUCAGAGCCGCAAACUUGCUGCUCUAGUGGCGUCCAAAGUUUACUACAACCUUGGUGAGUACGAAUCGGCUGUCAAAUUUGCGCUUGCCGCUGACGAACAUUUCGAUGUGAGCGAGAAGUCCCAGUUUGUGGAAACGAUAGUAUCUCAGAGUAUUGACAUGUACAUGCGCGCUUCAUCGCACAAUUUCGAACAUCCAGAUGACCAACACCCUAUCGAAUUGCAGCUGACCUCAGUUUUCGAAAGAAUGCUGCAGAAGUGUGUAGACUUCGGGGAGUACAGACUUGCUCUGGGAAUUGCUCUGGAAAGCUACAGGCUUGACGUUGUGGAGAAAGUCCUGAAAACACGCGUGUCAGAAGACUCCGACCAAAAUGCGCUCAAACUUAUUACUUAUGUGUUGACCGCCGCGUCUACUACUGUGACAAGUACUCCUUUCAGAACAGGAAUUCUGCAUAAGCUUUUCGAAAUACUGCUGUCUAUGAAGACUCCUGACUAUUUCACUAUUUCUAAGAUUAUUGUCACUCUCAAUGAUUUGAAGCUUGGACGCGUCCUGUUUUCGAAGCUUGCACAAGAGGAGACACCCGAAACUUCUUAUCAAAUUGCCUUUGACUUGGUCUCUUCAGCAUCGCAAGGAUUGCUUGAUGGAUUAGUUUCUUCAAUGGGAGAGGAGAAAUACGACCCGAAGCUUUUGGAAAUCCUUUCCGGUAUACCAACUUGCGACUAUUAUAACACGUUUUUGUUCAGAAACAAAAACAUCGACCUAAGUUUACUUAACAAGACUAAGUCUUCCAUGGAUGGCAAGUUUUCUUUAUUUCAUACUGCGGUUAGUGUCUCGAAUGGGUUCAUGCAUGCGGGUACCACCGACGACUCAUUUAUUAGAUCUAACCUUCCAUGGCUAGGAAAAGCUCAGAACUGGGCCAAAUUCACAGCUACUGCAUCUCUUGGUGUAAUUCACAAAGGAAAUUUAUCGGACGGUAAAAAAAUCAUGGAACCUUAUCUUCCCGGCAGUAGAGCAGCUUCUCGCUACAUCAAAGGUGGUUCCUUAUACGGCUUGGGUCUAAUAUAUGCUGGGUAUGGAAGGGAAAUCAUAGACUACCUCAAGUCUCACGUUAUUGAAAAUAGUUCAUCUGUGGGCGACGAAGAUGUCGACGUCUUAUUGCAUGGUGCUUCUUUGGGUGUCGGUCUGGCAGGCAUGGGGUCGUCCAACACCGAACUAUAUGAGGCCCUAAAGGAAGUCUUAUACAACGACUCCGCCAAUUCUGGUGAGGCUUCUGCUCUGGGCAUGGGUCUUAUUAUGCUUGGUAGCGGUAAUGCUAAUGCCAUUCAAGAUAUGUUUACCUACGCUCAAGAGACUCAGCAUGGAAACAUCUCGCGUGGUUUGGCCAUGGGACUAGCCGUUAUUAGUUACGGCAGAAAGGAGCUGGCAGAUGGCCUCAUAAAUGACCUGUUGGAACACGAAAAUAAUUUGCUGCGUUAUGGUGGUGCUUAUACGAUAGCUCUCGCAUACGCAGGAACCGGUAACAAUAAAGCGGUCAAGAAACUACUACAUGUUGCCGUUUCGGAUUCAAAUGAUGAUGUUAGGAGAGCUGCUGUUAUUGCGCUGGGGUUCGUCUUGAUUCGCGAUUACACCACUGUUCCAAGACUUGUGGAACUACUAGCCGAAUCACAUAAUGCUCACGUUCGUUGCGGUACAGCAUUUGCUCUCGGUAUCUCGUGCGUUGGAAGAGGAUUACAAGCUGCUGUUGAUUUGCUGUUACCCUUGACUAAGGACCCCGUCGACUUUGUUCGUCAAGCUGCUAUGAUCUCUUUGUCACUGGUUCUCAUUCAACAAACGGAAAAGACCAAUAGUAAAGUCAAAGAAAUCAACGAUCUCUUUUUAAAUGUCAUCUCCAAUAAGCACCAAGAAGGCCUUGCCAAAUUCGGUGCUUGUGUUGCUCAAGGCAUAAUGAAUGCAGGUGGCCGGAACGCAACUAUACAGUUGGAAAAUGUCGAGAUGGGAACUUUGGAUACAAAGGCAGUUAUUGGGUUGGCCAUGUUUGCGCAAUUUUGGUACUGGUUCCCAAUGGCGCAUUUUUUGUCACUCUCAUUCACCCCUACUAGCAUCAUUGGUGUGCGUGGGGAAGAUCUAAGCAUUCCAACCUUUCAAUUUAAUUGCCACACAAGACCCGACGUUUUUGACUAUCCUCCAAUGUAUGAGGAAAAUACUGAUAAGAACGUUGAGAAGGUAGCCACCGCUGUCCUGUCGACUACUGCCAAAGCAAAAGCGAGAGCCAAGAAAUCUAAAAAAGAUGGCAAAGAGGUUCCGGAGGAAAAGAUGAAAAAGGAAUCUAAAGCUGAAAUAAAGCCAGAGUCGAAGGAAUUGAGCAAAAAACCAGAGGCCGAUACAAAGGACGAGGCACCUUACAAGAUCAAGUAUGUCAACAAACCUUAUCAAGUUGAAAAUGCUUCCCGUAUUGUUCCUCAACAAUUGAAGUACAUCGCAUUUUCGAAAGAUGAUAGGUUUGUACCUGUACGGAAAUUCAAAGGUAAUAACGGCGUUAUUGUACUGAUUGAUAAGAACCCUGAGGAACCGGUCGAAUUAAUAAGGACUACAAAACAGAAAAAGGAUGUUGACGUGCCAUUGCCAACACCAUUCAAAGUAGAAGAAGAACUUGAGUUCUCAAAGAUCUAG